Messenger RNA from Raphanus sativus (radish), 1224 nucleotides. RefSeq lists its product as uncharacterized. Bases 191 to 925 code for a protein of 244 amino acids. NCBI's taxonomy places the organism in Eukaryota, Viridiplantae, Streptophyta, Magnoliopsida, Brassicales, Brassicaceae. The transcript has a single exon. The record is from RefSeq and is a predicted model, not a curated record.
UCAGUGAAUCCUCAAUAUCUCUAAACCUCUUCCAUUCAAAGCUUCUUUCAUCCGCCACGUGUCCGCUCUUGAUUCACUCUUUUCUAUCUCUCCUCUCCACCCAAAUUUUUUCUCAUCACGAUAUCCCGAGGAAAACAAAAAAGCAUCUUCUCUCAGUCUCAGAGAAAAUAUUAUUACAGAACUCAAAACCAUGUCUGGAGGUGUUGGUCCGACUUACAACGACAUCGCCUCACCCAAAGAAAAAGAACAUCAUCACGCCACCACCGGAGAAACCUCAACAAAAUCCGCCAGACUCUUCUCGUUCCAACAACUAAUCAUCCUCGCAGUAAUCCUCGUCCUCUCCGCAACUGGUCUCGUCGCAACCGAAGAUUUCUUAUUCACACUCCUCACCUUCAUCUACUUCUUCUUCUUCCCCUCCAAACUAAUCUUCCCUCCCCACAAGAAUCCAAACCGCGACGCUCCUCUCACGAGCCCCGCGAACAAGAUCUUCCGUCUCUACGUAGCUUCCGCGGGGAUCGCGGGGCUCUUGAUCCCCGUCUGCUACAUCUUCCAAGGCUUCCUAGAGGACGAUAGACGCGGUGUGAGCGCCGCUGCGCCGCACGUGUUCCUUUUGGCGAGUCAGGUUCUCAUGGAGGGAGUAGCCGCCACGUGCGGCUUCUCUGCCCCGGCUAAGAUCCUCGUGCCGGUCGUUUACAACGCUAGGAGGAUCCUAACGCUCGUGGAGUGGAUUGUGAACGAGUUCUCGAGGGAGACUCCGGAGUAUGGUGGUGGGAAGGGGACGGUUUCUGUGCGGCGGAUGUACGCCGGGAAAGUUUUGGCGGCGGUGAACUUGGGGAUUUGGUCGUUUAAUCUCUUUGGUGUUCUGAUCCCGGUUUAUCUACCGAGAGCUUUCGAGAGGUAUUACGGUUUCAGCAAAGAGGUUUGAUUCCGGUUUAGAUCAAUCAUAGCGUUUGUAGCGUUAUCAUUUUCGGUUUAAUUUGUCCGGUUCAAUGUCUUUGGUUAUCUCCUGAGAGCUUUCAGAAAAAAAGUACAGUAUUACGGCUCCAGCAUGGAGUUAAUUAGAACCCGGUUUAGAUCUUGGCAGCUUUUUGUUGUCUUUUUGUUUAAUCAGUCCGGUUCGUUAAUAAUCGUGAUCUGGAUGUGUUUCUUUCCUCUUUUUAUCGUAUAUUGAUGCUAAUUCAGUUUAUGUAUUUUAUGUUAUUAAUGGAGUUUCAUUUAACAUCA